AAUACAGAGCCUGAGCGCGCGCGCGUGUGACACAUAAAACACGGAGCAGCAAAACAAUCUACACGAUGAGGUUAUGAUGAAUGUAUUUGAAUGACAGAAGCCAAAUCUUCACGAGAACAGUCGUUAAAUAUCAGCGGAGUGCUCUGAAUGUAUAGUAUUAAAGUAAAGCUGCUUUCAAAUACUUUAGUGAGUCCGGAUCCGGUGUCGACUCCAGUCCGCCGUUAACUGUCGUUGCUGUGGCGGAAAUGUAAACAGCUCGUGAAACAGAAGCCCACAGAGAUAGAGUUUGCUGUUAUAUAUAAUACCGAGUGUGUUACACUUGUCGUUUAAUCAAAGCUAUUGUUUAAAUGCUCUUUCAACGACUGUUCUAUAAAGCCUUAUUUAGUUUUAAUGACGUUAUUGUGCCAUCUGUGUAGUCCACGACAGUGUUUGUUAUUCAAACGAAGCGACUUUUAGAAGAAACACUGACAUUAAUACACGUGUAAUGGAGAGUUAUGAAGAUUUCAUUCAGAGACACCGCGAGAGUCCAGCUGAUGAUGAUGAAGAUGAAGAGUCUGUCAGGAAACCUUCAUCUGUCAUCGUGUUUCAUAGAGUCUGUGUCCUGCCUCCUGUGCUGAGUGAGCAGCAGAGAGACGAGAUGAGACUUCUGAGAGAAACAGUGUUGAAUGUGAUGAAGAGCAGGAGACAUAAGACAUCUGACCGCGAGUGUAAAGGAGAAACACUGACUGCAGAUGUUAAGACGUCCAUCACCUGCACUGAACAGCAGACGAGUGAUGACGUCACACAGAGUCAAGAGAUCUUCACCUGUCCUCCUCUGACAUCAACCGCUCAUGACGCCCAGCCAGCCAAUCAGCAGAGAGCUUUUCCCGUGGAUGAGUCUCUGGAGGAAACCCAGUUCACAGUUGUGUUUGAGGGAGCUGGCACAGCUCGUCAUCACUCCAAUAAACAUCCUCUCAGUGACAUCAGCCACCAGAUGAUGAUGUCAUCAGGGUAUGUGACCAAUGAAAACACACACGUCACCUGUGAAGACUCCAGCUGGGUGGAGAACAACGGAUCCUCUGCAGGCUUUUGUUUAAAUACCACUUGGUCGCCCGGUACAGGAAGUGACAUCAUCAGCCAUGCUCCAGUGGACGGCUCAGCGUUAGAGGAGGAGACGGCAGUCUCAGAGCCGUACCGCAUGAGUCUUCAGAACCUUUUGAAGAAAUCUCAGGAUUACCGGCGACACCAGCGGCUCCUGCGCAGUCAAACGCCAAUUCUCGAGUCCACCGACGAACACGGCCUGUCCGACAAAGAAAACCAGGAAUUCCUUCCCAAUCAGAUGUGGAGGGCGGAGCUCAGCAACGCAAGAGAGAGGAGAAAAGUGAAACUGCAGCAGCCGGAUGCAGACACGGAGAGGUCAGAUGGCCGUCCUGAAGAACAUCACCACUCUCUUACAGAGUCCACUUCUGCCAAAUCUCGGUACCUCUCCAAACAGAAACCUGUGGCUGUGUGCAGAUCUUCUUCAGCAGCUGGCAGGAAGUUCUCCAGCGUCCCGGCACCCAAGUUCUGUUUGAGCCCUGUACGCAGCAAAAAGGCCUGUGGCGGUGUUCCUGUAAAGAAAACAACUGUCUGUGCGGAGCGUGAGGAGGAAUCACAGUCCAACCGUACAGAUGACAGAGAGACGCUUGUGGACGGCAGCUCACAGCAAACACAACAAAUCGCCCAGUUAGAGUUCAACUUAUCCAGUCUGAAAGCACUGAUCUCAGAUCUGGAGUCAACGCUCACGGUGUCACACAGCAGCUGCACGCUCGUCACACAUCCCUCACACAAGUUUUCAGAGCCCCCCAUGCAGCCCUCCCGCAUCCUCAUCGACUCAUCCAAUCACAAACAAACCCAUGACUCUGAAGAGAAGAAACACUCUUCUCUGAUUGGCUCGUCUUUCUGUCAGUCGUAUGAUGUAGAUGCCCCCUCCGGCCUCUGGACACAGUUGACCCCUGAGACGGGCGCUCAUGAGGGGGUGUCUCGAGCCAAACGCAGACUCCUCAUGAACGCCAUGAGCCCUGAACCACACACAGUGCUGCAGACGUCUGCGCAGGCGCAGUCGGAGGAUCAGGUGAGAGUUCUGUUGGAGGACGAGCGCAGACGACAGCAGGAUUUACUGCAGUCUUUGGCUGUGCGAUACCAGUUUCUGAGGAGUGUGUCCUUCCCUCGUCCCAGCAUGGGCGCACGUCUGGAGGACACCUCGACCUCGUCUGUGUUCACAAGCCCCUCCCACACACACGACACAUCACGUCAGUCCUGUCUGUCUCUCCCUGCGUCCUGUCGCCCUCUGGUGGCGGCUGCAGUGAAAGGCUUCCUGACCCGAAGACUCCUGCAUACAGAACGUGUGUCACAGCUGGUCAGAACCGUUCAGGACACGCAGCAGUUCCUGCAUCAGACCACCAUCAGAGGAGAUUUCAGCAGCCGACAGGAUCUCAUGCUUCAGGAGCGAGUCUCUCUGCAGCUACGUGCCACGCGAUACGAGUUUCACAACAUCAUGUUCAAGAGCAGCGUCUGUGAGCGCAUGAAGAUGAUUCAUCAGGACAGACAGGUGACCAGAGAGAGACGCUUCAGAGAACACGGGAAUAAAGUGAAGGGUUCACUGUCUGCUGCUACCAGAAAAGCUUUAGAACGCAAAAAACUUGCCAUGUUACAGAGGAAAUCUACAGUCAGGUCAAAGUUUUCACCGUCUGGAGACGAGUCAUGGACUCUUGUGCCAAAGAUUUGUCGUGUUUCAAAGAAAACAAGUCCCCGGUGAACACCACCCAUCACAUCCAGCUGUGUGCCUUCAUGAAGUUCUCCUUUGUGCUUUUAUUGUGUUUGUUCAAUGUUUUGCCAGCUUUUAUUUAUUAUGAGGUCUCUUUUCAGACCCUUCAGUCUAACAAUAUGAAUUCAGUUCCUGGUUUUCUGUCUGUACAAACCUUAAUAAAUGAUUCCAAUAAUCAUUCAAA
Molecule: messenger RNA, 2969 nt
Organism: Triplophysa dalaica
Lineage: Eukaryota; Metazoa; Chordata; Actinopteri; Cypriniformes; Nemacheilidae
Gene: cp110
Exons: 11
Coding region: 485-2776 (763 amino acids)
Biological process (GO): regulation of cytokinesis; centriole replication; centrosome duplication
Cellular component (GO): centriole
Source: RefSeq, a predicted model, not a curated record